Messenger RNA from Mercurialis annua (annual mercury), 1001 nucleotides. RefSeq names its product auxin-induced in root cultures protein 12-like. The transcript has a single exon. NCBI's taxonomy places the organism in Eukaryota, Viridiplantae, Streptophyta, Magnoliopsida, Malpighiales, Euphorbiaceae. The coding region runs from base 49 to 783 and encodes 244 amino acids. The record is from RefSeq and is a predicted model, not a curated record.
AUCCAAUCAUAAUUUUUUAUUUCGUUUUCUAAAUUCUGAGUUUAUAAUAUGGCUUCUGCUAGAAUUAUAAUAACUCUCACGCUAUGUGCAGCUUUGCUCAUCACCCCAUCAUACUCUGCCACCACUUGUACAUCACAGAAAUUUACGAGCGAUAAAAAAUUCACAGAUUGCAUUGAUCUUCCUGUAUUGGAUUCUUACUUGCAUUACACGUAUAAUGCAACCAAUUCAUCACUUUCAAUUGGUUAUGUUUCUGCGCCUCCGAAGCCUGAUGGUUGGGUUGCAUGGGCUAUUAAUCCAACCGCGACGGGUAUGGCCGGUGCACAGGCUCUACUUGCGUAUAAAUCCGAUAAGGACGCGGUUGUGGUAAAAACUUAUAAUAUUAAAUCUCCUGGACCUAUUACGGAAUCCAAGCUAUCGUUCGAGGUUUGGGAUCUGAGCGGUGAGUCCAAUGGCGAUAAUUUGGUGAUUUUCGGUUCUGUUAAGGUGCCAGAGAAGGCGGCCGAGGUUAAUCAAGUAUGGCAAAAUGGCCCUGCUGUGACUAUUGGACAUCCUGCUGGCCAUGAAAUGAGUUCGGAUCACAUGAAAUCCAUGGGAGUUUUGAAGUUGAUGGGUGGUGGUGGAUCAACACCAGCUCCUGGUGGUUCUACUCCGGCAGCUCCCGGUGGUUCCACUCCGGCAGCGCCCGCUCCUCCUCGCAAUGGCGGAGCUUCAUUUGUCAGCAACUUGAGCAUGGCAUCUUGCUUGGGGGUUAUUAUUCUGAUUGCUAGUUUUAUUGGAUUUUGAGUGUGGUGAGGAGAAAAAAAAUAAAAAACCUACCCGAAAAAUAAUUUUCUUUUCUUAUAAUUCCACAUUGAAUCAAUUAAAUUAAUCGAUUCAAUUUGGUUAUUUAGUCUGGUUCGAUUUUUACAUACCCUAACCACAACAACAUUGUCUGCUAGCUUGUGUUUCAGCCAAUGCUUGAAUUUCCAUUUAUAAUAAAAGAAAAUUCUUCAAAAUCGUAA